This is a messenger RNA of Aethina tumida (small hive beetle), 1487 nucleotides long. RefSeq lists its product as uncharacterized. The coding region runs from base 132 to 1145 and encodes 337 amino acids. The record is from RefSeq and is a predicted model, not a curated record. The transcript is spliced from 6 exons. Lineage: Eukaryota; Metazoa; Arthropoda; Insecta; Coleoptera; Nitidulidae.
CUUUUCGAGUGUCCUGCUGGACUGGCUCAGUCGCCGGGGCUUCGCCGUUUAUUUUAUUUUUGGUGUGUUUGUUUCUCUUUUUUCCGGCGUCACAGGACUCUCUAGAAAGAAUUAAGUAGUUCCUAGGAAAUAUGAUUAAAUUGUGUGGCACCAUAUUAAUAGCCUUAAAUAUAGCCAAUCUGGUCAGAGGUCAUGGAAGGCUCAUGGACCCACCUGCGAGGAACUCCAUGUGGAGGUUUGGAUUUCCCAACCCCGUGAACUAUAACGAUAAUGAACUGUUUUGUGGAGGAUUUGCUGUGCAAUGGGAGCAAAACGAGGGUAAGUGUGGAGUGUGUGGAGAUCCCUGGCAAGUCAAGGAACCGAGACCUCACGAGGCUGGAGGACUUUACGCCAAAGGCAUUAUUUCGAGGCACUACAGUGUCGGGCAGGAAAUUGAUGUUGAGGUGGAACUGACCGCCAAUCAUUAUGGAAGGUUUGAAAUAUUUUUGUGUCCCAACAAUAACCCCAACCAGGUAGUCACUCAAGAAUGUUUGGAUAGAUUCCCAUUGCGGGUGGUCGGGACUGACUCACACAGUUUUGAAAUUCCCGAGGAUGGCAAGAAAAAGGCAGUUUUUAGAUAUCAAGUACAGUUGCCACCAUACGUGACUUGCACCCAGUGCGUCUUACAAUGGACCUACUACACGGGAAAUCAAUGGGGUAUGUGCGCCAACGGUACUCAGUCGCAAGGGUGCGGCAAAUCGGAAACCUUCAGAAAUUGUGCCGACGUGGCCAUCGUUUCGAGUACCGGUGGAGCCAUUCCUCCACUGUUCGUGGACAACGACAACCCUUACUUGUUGUACUACAAAGACAGCAGGAUGUCCGCCCCUUACAACGUUUAUCCGCUGGUUGUCAGAGACCAGUUAUGCGAACCAAACCACAGCUACAGAAGCAUUCCAGGAAUGAGGGACUGGUGCCAGACGAAUUGCCUGCGGUACCCACCAAACUGCCCGUCUGCUGUCUGCCAAUGCCCAACCACUUGCGUCGCCACCGGUAAAUACGAGGGGGUGUUUGGAGCUGAUGUUCUUUGUAUGGAUGAGUGUUUGACUUACUCGAAUUCGACGGAUAGGUGUCCCAGGGAUAGAUGUCAUUGUUAUGAGGAAUUUUAAUCAAGAUUAUGCCUACUUAUGUAAAUAUUUUAAGUCGACAUUGUUUCCUAUUUUUUCUUGUAAGGGUCCUAGUAAAAUGUAAAUAUUUUCAGUUGGUUUGCGGCAUGAUCAUGCCAGUAAACUUUGGAAUGUCGAAUCAUUUGUUAAAGAUUCCCAAAAUUAAGGGCAUUGUUUAUCUUGAGGUACUAAACAUGUAUAUAUACUUUUGUGGAGUUUUUAGCAACAGUUAUACAUAUGUUAGGGUAAAGAAAAACAAGUUAAAUUAAGGAAAGUAAUCUUAAACAAAUGUAUAUUGCCAUAAUUUUGUACUAACUAAUUUUAUAAAUAAAUAAGAAACAGAAA